Erythranthe guttata (spotted monkey flower) is the source of this 2287-nucleotide messenger RNA. The record is from RefSeq and is a predicted model, not a curated record. Lineage: Eukaryota; Viridiplantae; Streptophyta; Magnoliopsida; Lamiales; Phrymaceae.
AGUUUAUGAAACCUGCAAGCUGGGAACCCAUGCACCCCAAAGUCUUGGAAAUGAGAUGGAGAUUGAUUCUGGGAAAAUUUCUCCUGGUUUUGUCCUUCUCGAUUGCCCUCAGUCGAUGAAGAUAGAUACCAAUAAUGCAUCUAUGCUGGGAUCAAUCAGUGAUUAUUUUCUUUGUCUAUCAAAUGGCUGGGAUCUGACGAGCUAUCUAAAGACCCUUUCUAAGGUUCUCAAAGGCUUAAAAUUUGGUUCAUCUCCAACUGUAAAUGCAAAGGAUGGAAAUGGUGGGCCAUGCACUGUAGUUUAUGUGGUGUGCCCCUUCCCAGAGCCUCUUGCAGUUCUGAAGACUGUGGUUGAAUCUUCCAUUGCUAUUGGAUCAGUCAUUCGGUCUUCAGAUAAAGAAAGGAGAUCAAUGAUGCACAACCAAGUUGCAAAAGCCCUGAGUUACCCAGCUGCUGUAGACGAGUCAUUUUCAAAUGUUUUGACUCUUUCGGGAUUCAGCAUACCAAAGUUGGUCUUGCAGAUUGUGACAGUUGAUGCUGUUUUUAGGGUUACUAGUCCCACACUAAGUGAGCUAAUCAUUCUGAAGGAAAUUGCAUUCACUGUUUACAAUAAAGCUCGACGUAUUUUACGAGGAGCUUCUGGCGAGAUGACACAAUCAUCAUCUUGUCAAAGUUCUGCAUCUUCAGGAAGUGGAGAUAAUAAUGGGCCUGUUUCUCAGCAUGAGCCCAUGGAUUCAGAUGGUUUUGGAACUGGCCAUCAAAAAGCACUCCCGAGCCUGCAUUGUUGUUAUGGGUGGACAGAAGAUUGGCGUUGGAUGGUGUGCGUAUGGACAGAUUCAAGGGGAGAGUUGCUCGACAGUUAUGUUUACCCCUUUGGUGGAGUCAGUAGCCGGCAAGACACCAAGGGUCUGCAGUCCCUAUUUAUCCAAAUUUUGCAACAAGGAUGCCAGAUUCUCCAGGCUUGUUCUCCUGAUGUUGGUAUUGCUAAGCCUAGAGAUCUUGUGAUUGCACGAGUGGGUUGCUUCUUUGAGCUCGAGUGCCAGGAGUGGCAGAAAGCAUUGUAUUCCGCUGGGGGUCCGGAGGUGAAGAAGUGGUCUCUGCAGCUUCGUCGAUCAUUCCCUGAUGGAAUACCUCCUAAUAGCAAUGGAAAUUCUUUGCAGCAGCAGGAGAUGAGUUUAAUGCAAGAGAGAUCUUCACCAAGUCCAUUGUAUAGUACUCAUGCUAAGGCUUCUGCAUUCAUGAAAGGUGGCAUCGGACAACCUUCCUCAAGGAAGCAGAUAAUGGGUGGGCAUGCAGUGCUCGACAAUUCCAAGGGCUUAUUGCAGUGGGUGCAGAGCAUCAGUUUCGUUUCAGUCUCAAUUGAUCAUUCCUUACAACUAGUGUUUCAAGCAGACUCAACAUCCCCUGGGACAAGUCAAGGUAGUGCUACAUCUGGUCAGUCAGUGUAUCUCGAAGGAUACACACCUGUCAAAUCCCUCGGCUCUACUUCAGCCUCCUACAUUCUAAUUCCUUCACCAAGAAUGCGUUUCCUCCCCCCCUCGAUUCUUCAACUCCCCACAUGCCUCACUGCAGAUUCCCCUCCUUUAGCCCAUCUUCUACACAGCAAAGGCUCGGCAAUUCCCCUCUCUACCGGUUUCGUCGUCUCAAAAGCUGUACCUUCAAUGAGGAAAGACAGUAAAAGCCACUCAAAAGAAGAAUGGCCUUCAAUUCUUUCUGUUAGUUUAGUUGACUAUUACGGAGGUAAUAACUUCAGCAAAGAAAAGUUAUUAGCGAAUAAAGGUGUCAGUAAUAAGCAAAGCAAGGAUUUCGAGUCGGAGACGCACGUAAUUCUUGAUUCGAUAGCAGCUGAGCUUCAUGCAUUGUCGUGGAUGACUGUUAGUCCAGCGUAUUUAGAUAGGAGAUCGGCUUUGCCUUUUCAUUGUGAUAUGGUUUUGAGACUUAGAAGGCUUCUUCAUUUUGCCGAUAAGGAACUUUCUCGUCUUCCAGAUAAGGGCACGAGCAAUUUAGGACAAAGGAUUUGAGGUAUAUUAUCUGUUUUUAAUUCUAUCGUACUUUGUGCAUAGUUAGUUGUACCUUGUAAGAGUCUUGAUAUAUAUAGGUGUAGCAGCUCACAGUGAACUGUGUAAAUAAAAUUUUAGAUGUAGUGUUCUCAUUUUUUGGCACUGGUCGGUCUAACGGGAUCACGUGUAGAAUUUCUUGACAGACGAAAUUAGCCGUGUGUGUUUGAGGGUAGAUGUUAUAACUUAUAAUUAUAGUUACAGUUAUUUGAUUAUGCUUUGGCAGGAAAA